UUUGGGGAGACAGAGCCUGCGUAGGCCCAGCUCUGUCCUUCAUGGCCUCUCCUUACCUCUUCCCCUCCCAGAGCUCCUGUGCCCAUCCAGGUCCAUGCCAACCGCCGGGGCUCCCCCGGGCGCCCCUGAAGCCCCACCCUGCGCCAACUGGAGCUGCGCACCCCAUGACCUGGUCCUGCUGGGCUUCGCGCACGUGCCCGCGCUGCGGCCGCUGCUCGCGGCGCUCUUCCUGGCCAUGUUCCUGCUCACGCUGCUGGGCAACGCGCUCAUCGUGCUGCUGAGCGCCCUGGACCCGGCCCUGCGCGCGCCCAUGUACUUCUUCCUGCGCCACUUGGCCCUGCUGGAGAUCUGCUUCUCGCUGGACAUUGUGCCCCGGCUGCUGGUGACCCUGCUGUGGCCGGGGCGGGGCGUGUCCGCCGCGGGCUGCGCCCUGCAGCUGCUCCUGGUGCUGUCUUGCGUCACGUCCGAGUGCUUCCUCCUGACUGCCAUGGCUUGGGACCGCCACGUGGCCAUCUGCAGGCCCCUGCGCUAUGGCGCCCUGGUGAGCCCCCGGCUCUGCCACCUGUUGGCCGCCACGUGCUGGCUGGCCGGAGUCCCCGUGUCACUGGUUUUCACCGUCUGGCUGUUCAGCUUCCCCUUCUGUGGGCCCCGUGGCAUCCGCCACUUCUUCUGUGAUAUCGCCCCCCUGCUCAGCCUGGUGUGUGCGGACACCAGCGUCUUCGAGGCCAGUGUGUUGGCAGCCACAGUGCUGGUCAUGAUUGUUCCCUUCUGUCUGAUAGCCACGUCCUACGGCAAGAUCCUGGCCACUGUGCUCCGCAUGCCCUCCGCCACCGGUCGCCGCAAGGCCCUGUCCACGUGCGCCUCCCAUCUCAUGGUGGUGGUUCUGUUCUACGGCACUACGGGGGUCAUCCACCUGCGUCCCAAGGCCAGCUACUCCCCCGAGAGCAAGCAGGUGGUGUCCCUGUCCUAUACCCUGGUGACCCCCAUGCUCAACCCCCUCAUCUACAGCCUGCGGAACAAGGAGGUGAAGGCCGCCCUGGGGCGCGUGUGUGUUCAGAGAAGGGGAACCUGCACCCCAUGACCUCUUGGGGAUUCCGGCCCCCUUCAUUCAGCCCUCUGCCGGACAGCCCUAUCAGAGCCGUGAUUAGGCACCUCAGGUGCCUGGAACUGAAUUUCUCCUGUGUGGUUCCCUGUUUGAGCAAUGGCACCCGUGUCUCUGUGAUAGCCUUGUGUCCCGC
Messenger RNA from Mustela erminea (ermine), 1238 nucleotides. RefSeq names its product olfactory receptor 10A7-like. Gene Ontology annotation, cellular component: membrane. Gene Ontology annotation, biological process: G protein-coupled receptor signaling pathway. Gene Ontology annotation, molecular function: olfactory receptor activity; G protein-coupled receptor activity. NCBI's taxonomy places the organism in Eukaryota, Metazoa, Chordata, Mammalia, Carnivora, Mustelidae. The record is from RefSeq and is a predicted model, not a curated record. The coding region runs from base 95 to 1081 and encodes 328 amino acids. The transcript has a single exon.